This is a messenger RNA of Scleropages formosus (Asian bonytongue), 2606 nucleotides long. RefSeq names its product hematopoietic death receptor (gene hdr). Gene Ontology annotation, molecular function: protein binding. Gene Ontology annotation, cellular component: cell surface; plasma membrane. The transcript has 10 exons. Gene Ontology annotation, biological process: TRAIL-activated apoptotic signaling pathway; positive regulation of apoptotic process. The coding region runs from base 174 to 1454 and encodes 426 amino acids. The record is from RefSeq and is a predicted model, not a curated record. Lineage: Eukaryota; Metazoa; Chordata; Actinopteri; Osteoglossiformes; Osteoglossidae.
ACGUUUGGUCGCUUUAAAAAAAGAGAAAGAAAAAUAACUUGAAACUUUGUGUUGUUUUUUUUAAUUUUUUUUUUUAAAUCUUUGGAAUAUAUUGUUUCUCGUCUUGUGAGAUGUUAUUCGUGUCAGAAGGUGUGAGAUGAUGUGAGUUCUGACUGAGGAUUAUUACAUUCAUAAUGAGUGCGAAGUACAUGGUGGUCUCACUACUGCUGGCACUCACAAUCUAUCCUGCUGUGAAACUAAGCCUUGGUGCUGCACUGAGAGACAGAACAGCCCGACAUGUCCUUUGCCAAGAGAACUUGGAAUAUCCACAUGAAUCCCACUGCUGUUUGAACUGCCCUGCUGGGCAAUUUGUCAAGGAGGCUUGCACUAAGCCUUUGACCCGGGGAACUUGUGCAGCAUGCCCGUAUGAUACGUACACAGAGCAUGAUAACGGCCUGAUGCAGUGCCUUCAAUGUACAAAAUGCCGGACAGAUGAGGAGGUGACCAGACAGUGCAGCAACACUCAGAACUCUCAGUGCCAAUGCAAAUCAGGGUCCUUCUGUUCUCCUGACCAGGCCUGUGAGUUUUGUAAAAAGUGCUCCAGAUGUAAACCAGAUGAGGAGACGGUCAAGAACUGUACCUCUACGUCCAAUACUGUCUGUAAAAAGAAGAUAGCCACUUCUGCCACUGUGCUAGGUAGCAGUCGUUCAGUGACUGUUGGCGUAAUUAUCCCGGUCAUCGUUGCUGUCGGGGUUGUCCUUCUUAUUUAUUUGAAGAAGAAAUUAUCUUUCAGUAACUUCACAGUGGUUUCAUGCAAAUCAAGUGAAGUUGUAAAAGUGAACAUGGAUGACAAAAAUAACACAACACUGGAGGAAGAAGAAAGACAGAGUGCUGGCCCAUUGGAGCCACAGCAGGAAAGAGAGCCCUUCUUGAAAGAGUCCCCGCCGGUGGGUGCCAACGAUGAUGGGCUGGGUAGCAGCAUCACCAGUUCCUCCCAAACCAGUCUAACCUCACAGCACACUCCCCCUUGCUGCUGCAGAUCCCCUCACCCCAACCCAGUGGCCCUGAGACAGCCUACUGUUAGGGUGCAUUCCCAGAGAAGGCGACUUAUUCCUUUAAAUGGGCAAGAGUCACUGAAAAAAAGCUUUGACCUUUUUGAAGAACUGGACAUUAACUACCAUAACAGAUUUUUCAGACGAAUUGGAUUGAAAGACAACGAAAUUCAAGGUGCGGAUAACCAGUCUCCUGCUGAUAAAAUGUAUGAACUCCUUCGACUCUGGAUGGAAAAAGAGGGGUCGAAAGCUGAUAUCAAUGACCUUCUUGAAGUAUUGUUUAGCUUAGAUCAAAAACUAUCAGCUGAAACUAUUAUUCACAAAGCCAUUACAAAUUGUGACUUUGUGUAUGAAGAUGUAAAAACAGAUUGUGUUGCUGCUGAUAUUGUGACACAUCAUGGAAUAAACGAAAAGCCCUGCUAAGGGUUUUUUUUUUUUUCCUCUUUUUUGCCCUUAAGAGUUGGUACCCUAAAAAGGUGAACAUGUGCCCUUGGUACUGCUUAUAUUGAUUGAUUUACUUGAUGUGGUUUAUCGACUUCAACAUGAAACUAUUGUCUAGUUUUACAGUUAUUUUUUUCUGUAAUAUUGCUUUUAGUUCUCAAGACAAAAUGCUAAAACAAUCUUGCAGUCCUAAAUGUUUAACCUUUUGUAAAUUGUCUUAAGUCUGAGAUUUUCCAGGAUUGUAUCAAAAGAUUAUUUGGCACAGUAAAAUACUAAUUUAAAUUGUUCCACAGGGUGUGAAAACCAAUUACCCAGUGGUCUUCCUCCAUGCAUAUUAAGCAAAUAGUACUCAAACUUUGGAAGAGACACAGGGUUUUGUGGCAUAAGGUAGUGUAUUUAUCGAUCAUGUCUGCUACGGAAACACUAAGUCUGUGCCUUGGACACUUCUGGUUUAACUACCGUUGUUUUUGUUUGCCACUCAGCUUGCAACGGAUUGUUUUGAAUGAACUAAGAAACAGUAGCAAAAUUAAAAGAACUUUAAUGAUUUUUCCUAAAAUUAAACCACCUUAAACUCAAAUGGUACAAUCUGACACUGAAAAUAUACUGUUACUACUCUUAUUUCAAUAAAUUACCCUAUUUUGUAGUAGUAGUAGUAGUUUCGGGUGAAGAGCACCACCAAGUGGUAAAGGCGUUUUAUCGCUUUACUUCAUUGAACUAAACCAAAGCUUGGCAAAAACAAUGGAAGGCCAAAUAGAUUUAAAAAUCCAGCUGACCAUUGCUUUUGUCAAUUUUUUGCCACACAAAUAUUCAACAUACUGCAUUGUUUAGUGUAAUAAAAUAUUUUACAUGCUUACUUGCCAUAUUUUUGUGAAAUGAUAGCACUGGGUUCUUAAAUGGCCUAACUGAUGAGAGGUUUAAAAAGAAAAGGAUUCACAUUUUCAAAUGUAAGGUAAAAUAAGUAUUAUAGUACUGUCAGAUACUUAUGUGGAAGGCAGAGAAACAUUUCCCAUGUAUAUUUGUGGAAGACUGGCAUGGUUGCAUUUUCUUCAAUCUCUGAAGCAUAAGACAUCUUUGUCAGUUCCAUUCAACUUCAGGUUAUUUGUAACAAAAUGCUGUGUUUUUGUUUAUGUAUAU